Messenger RNA from Rotaria sp. Silwood1, 297 nucleotides. The record is from the annotation of a GenBank genome assembly. NCBI's taxonomy places the organism in Eukaryota, Metazoa, Rotifera, Eurotatoria, Philodinida, Philodinidae.
AUGAAUCUAUCAAAUAUAUUAGAUAAUAAUAAUAAUAAUAAUAAUACAUUUUUAAUAACAACAUUACAGCCAACUCAAAAAUCUUAUGUAGAAAAUCCAUUUAAUUCAUGGUAUAUUGGUGGUAUUUUGUUUUUAUGUACUUUCCUGUCGGUACUUCUUUGUGCGAAUUAUUAUCAUAAAAAUUAUUGUCAAAUAUGUUUAACACGUUUAAUACCCAAUCUUUAUAGAACACAAACAUCAGAAUCAUCUUCUCCUCAUUCUUUUGUAAAUCGUGUAGUCGAUCCAGUUUUCAUUUAA